Messenger RNA from Nicotiana tabacum (common tobacco), 2333 nucleotides. Its product is annotated as tRNA nucleotidyltransferase cca2. Gene Ontology annotation, molecular function: ATP:3'-cytidine-cytidine-tRNA adenylyltransferase activity; RNA binding; CC tRNA cytidylyltransferase activity. Gene Ontology annotation, biological process: tRNA 3'-terminal CCA addition. Lineage: Eukaryota; Viridiplantae; Streptophyta; Magnoliopsida; Solanales; Solanaceae. The record is from RefSeq and is a predicted model, not a curated record.
CUUUGAGUAUAGCCGUAGCCGUUUCAACAUUUAACGCCACUCGCCGCCCUCGUCUCUUCACUUUCCGAAACCCUCCUACUUCUUCUCCCCUUCGUUCAUCCCUCCUCCUUCCAGCCUUCAAACUCAAGAGAUUCUCCAUCUUCUCAUCUCAAAAACCGCCACCGGCGCUAGGGUUUUACGCCGGAGUUACAACAAUGGUGGAGAAACCAGCAUCUCCGCCGUCGUCAGUCCAAGUGAAGGACCAUAUUGAUUUAACGGAACAUGAGGAGAAGAUAUUCAACUGUCUUCUUCAAGUUGUCGAGCAAUUUAAUCUCAAAACACAGCUUCGUGUUGCUGGCGGUUGGGUUCGCGAUAAGCUGCUAGGUGAUGAAUGCUUUGAUAUUGAUAUUGCUCUAGACAACAUGUAUGGACGAGAAUUCUGUGAGAAAGUGAAUGAGUACUUAUCAGCAUCAGGUGAGGAAACCCAAGGAGUUGGUGUAAUCCAGUGCAAUCCCGAACAGUCAAAGCACUUGGAAACAGCAAGGAUGCGCCUUUAUGACGUAUGGAUUGAUUUCGUCAACUUAAGAGCGGAAGACUACAGUGAGAACAGUCGUAUUCCAACAAUGAAAUUUGGCACUGCAAAAGAGGAUGCAGAUCGCAGGGAUUUGACCAUUAAUAGCUUGUUUUACAACAUAAACACCAAGUCAGUCGAAGAUUUUACAGAAAGAGGCAUUGCAGAUCUGAAGUCUGGAAAAAUUGUCACCCCACUACCUCCAAAGCAGACCUUUUUGGAUGAUCCCCUAAGAGUCCUUCGAGCUGUUCGUUUUGGUGCAAGGUUUGGGUUUAUGUUAGAUGAAGAACUAAAGAAGGCAGCUGCUGAUGAGGAUGUGAGGGCUGCUAUUGCUGAUAAAAUUAGCAGAGAACGCAUAGGACAUGAAAUUGAUCUUAUGAUAUCUGGCAAACAACCAGUCAAAGCAAUGACUUAUAUUGCUGACUUGAAUUUAUUUUGGGCUGUAUUUAGUAUUCCUACUGAUUUUGAACCAUCAAUUCCUGAGGAAUGUGAUAGGCUGUGUAUUGCUUGCUUGGAUUUAGCUUGGGGGCUUUUAAACUUAAUUGGAUGGUCCUCAUUUUCUGUUGAUCAAAGGAGACUUUGCCUGUAUGCUGCUUUAUUUCUGCCAUUCAGAGAGACCAUUUAUAGAGAUAACAAAGCCAAAAAGAUUCCAGUUGUCAACUAUUUUUUUCGCAAUUCUCUCAAGUUGAAGGCCAGUGAUGCGGAAACAGUCAUAAGCUUGCAUGCUGCAACCAAGAAGUUUGUCACCUUAAUUCCAUCACUUGUUUCUAAAGAAGAUAUCAAAGUUCUAGAAGUUGAUUGGAAAGAUACCAUUGAGGUUCCAAUUGCUUCAAAACUUAGAAUAUUGGCUGGACUGCUACUUCGAGAAAUUAAACAAUUUUGGCGCGUUGCUCUUCUUCUAUCUAUGCAAUUACAUCCCGUUGACAUUGUGUCCUCUACAAGCUUCUCAAAGGAGAACUUUGAACUGGACAAGAGAAGUGGAUUAUUCAAGUCAGUAGAGAAUGCAGUGGGAGCGCUAGGUCUGGAAAAGGUUUGGGAAUUGAAACCUUUGGUUAAUGGAAAGGAAAUUAUGAACAUUUUGCAGAUUGAAAGUGGAGGGCCAGUUGUUAGAGAAUGGCAACAAAAAUUGCUGGAGUGGCAGCUCGCACAUCCUUCUGGUACUGCUGAAGAGUGCCUUGAUUGGAUGAAGCAAACACAGUCAAAACGUGCAAGAACUGAGUAGUUUUAUUUUCGCAGUGUGCAUCCAGUAGUUGAUAGCAGUUCAGAAUCCAGAUUUUCCUCAUUCACCUCUUACCAGGCACUGCCUGUGCAUUUGUAUAGCUUCUAAUGAUUGUAUAGUGAUGCUAAAAGACUUGUCAGAUAGGAGUCCUUUAAAUAGUACAGAGCUGAGUUGAAGUUGGUCAUGUCUGAAAAUUUUUCUAUAUUUAUCAGGUGGAAGAAAAAAGAUUUUAGCAGGAGGAAGAGGUUGAGUUUCGUAUCAUGACUAGGCUGUCAUCUAGUGGUAUUAUCAAGAUUUUCCUAUUUUUGUUACUUGUACUCCUUAUUAUAACUUUUGAAGGUAGAUAGGGGCAGGGAUGGGGUUGUGUUUCCUCUGCCUAAAGCGAUGACUGUAAAAUAGCUACAAUAAUGCAGUUUUGAUCUUCUUCAAGCACAUCAGAGCUAAAGCUUCUUACAGGUUUUAGUGAACAGCUAGUUUUACUGGGAGUCAAUGUAGUGGUGAUUUGUCUCCUGGCUUUUUUGUAACCUGAAGUUAAUUUUCCUUGGAAACCUAAAUUUUGCUGUA